Messenger RNA from Erinaceus europaeus (western European hedgehog), 5260 nucleotides. It is a transcript of the gene PHRF1, whose product is annotated as PHD and ring finger domains 1. Lineage: Eukaryota; Metazoa; Chordata; Mammalia; Eulipotyphla; Erinaceidae. The transcript is spliced from 19 exons. The record is from RefSeq and is a predicted model, not a curated record. Bases 106 to 5172 code for a protein of 1688 amino acids.
CGGCGGCGGCGGCGGCGGCGCCGCGCCGGACCCGGGAGGCCACCUGCGGGAGGCGAGGAGCCUGGACGGAGCCCGAGGCCCAGGGCCGACCUCCCAUGUCUGGCGAUGGACGAGGACAGCAUGGACGAGCUCGUGGGCCGCAGCCCGCGGACAGACGGACGCAGGCGACUCGGUGCCGCCGCCCCGGCCAGCGAUGCCGGCUCUGAGGACGACUCGGGCAGCGAGCAGAGCGACGAGCAGAGCGACGGCAGCGACGGCGAGGACGGGGACGGGGACGGGGACGGGCCCGCGGAGGGCGGAUCUGGUUCUGGAGAGGAAGGAGAGGAAGAUGAGGACGUGGCAGACUCUCUGGGGAAGAUGGGAGCCGGUGGUGCUGCCAGUUCUGACGAGGAGUCCGAGAGCUGCCCCAUCUGCCUCAACGCCUUCAGAGACCAGGCCGUGGGGACCCCGGAGAGCUGCACCCACUACUUCUGCCUGGACUGCAUCCUGGAGUGGUCCAAGAACGCCAACUCCUGUCCCGUGGACCGCAUGGCCUUUAGCCACAUCUGCAUCCGGGCUGCGCUUGGCGGGAGAGUCCUGAAGAAGCUGCCUGUGGAGAGCACGGGCGCCCAGCCUGAGGAGGAAGAGGAGGACCCCACCUUCUGUGAGGUGUGUGGCCGCAGCGACCGGGAGGACCGCCUGCUCCUGUGUGACGGCUGUGAUGCCGGGUACCACAUGGAGUGCCUGGACCCCCCCCUGCAGGAAGUGCCCGUGGACGAAUGGUUCUGCCCCGAGUGCAGUGCCCCUGCAGUGGCGGCGGCUGCAGACACGGGCCCCGUGAGUGAGGAGGAGGUCUCCCUGCUGUUGGCCGACGUGGUGCCCACUGGCACGCGGCUACGGCCUCGCACGGGGCGGACGCGGGCCAUCGCCCGCACGCGGCAGAGCGAGAGGGUCAGAGCCACGGUGAAUCGGAAUCGUAUCUCCACUGCCAGAGGCGUCCAGCACGCGCCAAGAUACCUCGUGUCGUCUCUGCUGGACGAGACCAUUGAGGCCGUGGUGGCCGGCCUGAGCACGGCCGUGUAUCAGCGUCCCCCGGCUCCACGUGCCCCCGCCAAGCGCAGACGCAAGACAGGAAGGCGGAAGAAGGUGUCGGGAAGAAAGAAGACCCAGCCCAAGUCGUCCGGGAAAGGCCGGAGCUCGGGGACAAGAUCUAAGAGACGCCAGGGCCGCGUGAAGAGGCGGGCGAGGGUGCCCAAGAAUGAAGUCACGGCACGCUCCCGCAUGGCUCGCACCCUGGGCCUCUGCAGGCCUGCCCGAGGAACCUGCCUCCCCACUGUGUACAAGCCUGCAGACUCCUCCCUGGCGCUGAUGCGUGCUGACAUUGGGGCGGCCGCCCUGUCUCUGUUUGGGGACCCCUAUGAGUUGGACCCCUUUGACAGCAGUGAAGACCUGUCUGCUUCUCCUCUGAGUGCCAAGCGGAGGGUGCUGUCCCGAUCGGCCCUGCGGUCACACCAGCCCGUGGCCAGGCCGGUCUCCAUGGGCCUCUCCAGGAGGAGCCUCCCUGCUGCGGCGCCUUCCCCCGAGGUGGACACAGCACCCAUGCCCGACCUGCUAGGCAGCAUCCUGUCGGACCAGAGUCUGCUGAUGAUGGACAGCGCCGACGUCACCAUCCACCGCGACGGCUCUCUCAGCACCAAGCGGGCCGCGCCUGUGUCUUUCCCGAGAAGCCCAGCCGGUCUGUCCAGGUAUGGCGAGGACUCCAGGGCCCACACUCGGCCAGGAGUGCCACGUGUAGGAGACGGACCAGGCGCGGGCAGCGGUGGGGGCAGACGUGCCCCGGGCCCCCCGCAGGCUCUGCACACCCCCGCCUGCGCUCGCACCCCCGCCUGCGCUCCUGCACCCACCGUGGGCACGGCCUUGAGACCAGAGUCUCUGAGGCCCCAGAAGCCCGCUCCAAAGCAGAGUGGCCAUGCCCAGCCGGAAGGCAGCGGCCAACAAGGCCCCCUGCUCAGCGCUGCCACCUCUGAGGCCUCAAACCGUGGCUCUGGCGCUCCUGCCCCCAGGCCGGCUCCCCUGAGGACCGACCUCUCCCAGCUGCCCCGAAUACCGAAGGUCAGCAGGGAACACGCCGACGUGGCCCCCCGCCCGAGGCAGCGCGUGGAGCUGCCUGGCUCCUGCAUCAGCCGGCUGACAGGUGGGGCAGGCCCCGGGCAGCCCAGCCGCAGCGCCCGGGCAGAGGGCGAGCCUAGCAGCCGGGGCGCGCAGGAGCCAGGUGGGCAGGCAGGGGGCACCCGGGGUCCAGGGCCAAGGGCACCCGGCAGAGGCAAGGGCCUGGGCUCCUCCUUCGAGAGUUUCCGCAUCAACAUUCCCGGGAACGCCGCCCCCGUUGGCCGGGCCGCCACCCCCGGCUUCUACAACACCUUUCGGCCGGUGGCUGGCAAGGCACCACGCGAGGAGAGCCCCGUGCCACCGUUCUCUCUGCGCAAGAACAGGCAGGUCAAGAGCGAGAUCUAUGACCCCUUCGAGCCCACGGGCUCCGACUCCAGCUCCUCGGGCCACAGCCCCGAGCACCGGGGCACUGCCCCACUGCCCUCCGAGAUCACGCGCACCAUCUCCCUGGACAGCCCCCCGGCGCCCCCGCAGCGGGCCGUGCGAUGUGUCACCUCCUAUACCGUGGAGCCCCUGCUGCUUCGGUGCCAGCUGCCCGGGGAGUCGGACGGGGAGCAGGAGGGGCCCCCGGGCAGCCCGGGCCCAGCCGCCCAGCUCCGGAAGCCAGGCCCCCCUGCGCCCAGGCCCUGGGAGGACGAGGAUGACGGGGACGGGCCGCCCUGCAGCGCCUUCUUCAGCUCCGAGGAACGCAUGGUGACUUGUGUGACCAUCGUGGAGCCCGAGGCCACGCGGCCCACCGUGCACAGGAUUGUGGAGCUGCGGGCCCCGGCCCCGGCACGCUCCAGCAGCCCGAGGAAGGAUGUGAGGAAGGGGGCGGAGGCCCAUGAGCGCAGGAGGACCCGCUCCCGCUCCCCCAACAGCUCCCGCUCUGCCUCGCCCCCACCCAGCAACCAGGCCAGGAGGCGGCCCAGAGCACACGGCCGGCGCUCCUCCAGCGAGUGCUCCAGCAGCCACGAGCGGGCCCGGAGAAAGAAGGGCAGGGACCGGAGUCGGGACCGCAAGCGGCCCUCCCACGAGGACAGGAGCCGCCGCAAGAGGCCACGUGGCCGGGAGGGUUCACCCCACAGCAGCCCGGACCGCGCCCGCCGCCGCCGCCACCCUCACACCAGGGAGCGCAGCCGGGAGCGCCCCCGAGAGAGGAGACGCAGGUCCUGGUCCCCAGGCACUGAGCACCAUGCCCGGGAGCACCGGCGGCCACGCUCCCGAGAGAAGCGGCCUAGGCCCCACUCCCCAGAGAGGAAGAUGGAGGCUGCUGAGGUGUCCCCAGCACACUGUCCACAGGAGCCGGGGCAGGACAGGGCACCCCCUGCCCCAGAGGACCCCAGGCAGGACAGGGAGCCCCCUGCCCCAGAGGACCCCAGGCAGGACAGGGCGCCCCCUUCCCUGGAGGACCCCAGGCAGGACAGGGUGCCCUCUCCCCGGGAGGAUCCCAGGCAGGACAGGGCGCCCCCUCCCCAGGAGGACCCCAGGCAGGACACGGUGCCCCCUGCCCCAGAGGACCCCAGGUUGGACAGGGCGCCCCCUCCCUGGGAGGACCCCAAACUGGACAGGAUGCCCCCUGCCCGGGAGGACCCCAAACUGGACAGGAUGCCCCCUACCCGGGAGGACCCCAGGCUAAACAGGAUGCCCCCUGCCCGGGAGGACCCCAGGCUGGACAGGGCGCCCCCUCCCCGGGAGGACCCCAGGCUGGACAGGGAGCCCCCUCCCCGGGAGGACCCCAGGCUGGACAGGGCACUCCCUCCCCGGGAGGACCCCAGGCUGGACAGGGAGCACCCUCCCCGGGAGGACCCCAGGCUGGACAGGGCGCCCCCUCCCCGGGAGGACCCCAGGCCUGGUGCAGAGCUCCCCCAGGAGGAGCUCCCAGCCCUGGCAGGAGGGGAUACCCUGCCCGAAGCCCCCUGGAGCAUGGCCCCAGCACCCACUGGGGUCCCUGAGAUGCCAGCUGAGUGUCUCCCGGAUGACCUAGACUACGGGGACUCGGUGGAGGCAGGCCACGUCUUCGAGGAUUUUGCUAGUGACCCCGUCUUCAUGCAGCUGGAUGACAUGAGCUCCCCCCCCUCCCCGGAGAGCUCAGACUCUUCGCCAGAGCGCAGCUUCCCGCCCAGCCUCCCUGCAGUCCCCGCUGCUCCCCCUGCCACCUUCCAGGAGCUAUGGCCACCCUUCUGUGGCCAGGAUACUGGGGGAGCCCCAGCACAGGGCCUCCAGGAGCAGCCUUGGCCCCAGCAGGACGCAGCAGAGCCCUCCGCGGGACUGGGCCUCCUGGAAGGCCAGGUCCUCGCAGCCGCAGGGAAGGAGGGCACCCCCCAGACCACCCUGCUGCGAGCCAAGGCCCUGGUGAAGCGGGUCACCUGGAACCUGCAGGAGGCCGAGGACGGGGUGCUGCGGACACCACUUCCCCAGCCACUGAAACCCCCAGAAGGGGCCUGGGGUGUGGCACAGAUGGCCCCCUGUUCUGGGCUCCCUGCACACCUGCUGCAUGAGCCCUGUCUCCCUGCCGGCGAGCCUCCUCUGGCCCACAGCCCCGGCCUGCUGCCCGCCCCGGCUCUGUACUCGGCCGCCCCGCCCUGCACACUUGCCAGCCAGCCUGCGUUCGUCCUCCCGGGGGGCCUGCCCCUGCUGGGCUGCGGGCUGACCCCUAGCCUGGCCCCUGUGUCCACCACCCCACCUGCGGCCACGGAGCCCACCGGCCGUGCUGCCAACAACUCGGACGAGAGGACUGCUGUGCCCAAGCCUGCCGCCGAGAAGGCCAGGAAUGAGGAGUACAUGAAGAAGCUGCAGGUGCAGGAGCGGGCCGUGGAGGAGGUGAAGCUGGCCAUCAAACCCUUCUACCAGAAGAGGGAGGUGACCAAGGAGGAGUACAAGGACAUUCUGCGCAAGGCCGUGCAGAAGAUCUGCCACAGCAGGAGUGGGGAAGUCAACCCCGUGAAGGUGGGCAACCUGGUGAAGGCCUACGUGGACAAGUACCGCCACAUGAGGCGCCAUCGCCGGCCCGAGGCCCCGGAGGAGACGGGUGCAGAGGGCUGAGCCACCCCACCCCACCCCACCCACUCCCGGUUUUUAUAUGUACAUAGUUUCCAAAGUGUUGUAAUUUAUCAAAACGCUUAUCUUUAGA